Messenger RNA from Aplysia californica (California sea hare), 1561 nucleotides. Its product is annotated as transmembrane protein 138. Lineage: Eukaryota; Metazoa; Mollusca; Gastropoda; Aplysiida; Aplysiidae. Bases 296 to 784 code for a protein of 162 amino acids. Gene Ontology annotation, cellular component: cilium. The record is from RefSeq and is a predicted model, not a curated record. The transcript has 4 exons.
GCGAUAGUAAACAUAAUGGCGACAUGAGUAUACAUGUUUGAAUCGAACAGCUAGCUUUAUUUAGUCCCUACAAAUUUCUUCAUCCCAUGUUUCUCGCCGAUAACGGAUAUAUGAUCACGAUGUGUGAAUGAUAAAUUACUUAAUUCUUUAGCUGGAUGGUGCUCUGCAUUGAUUUUUGGUCUUGUUAUUGAGAAGACCACUCCAUCCAGCAGUUCAUCUCCUUGACUAAAGAAAGUACGAGAGAUUUAAAAACCAGAAUUACGAGUCAAGAAGGUUUAUAGUUUAAGCCGCCAAGAUGAUGCUCGUCAGUCGCUACAGACCAAUAUUGCUUCUGCAAUAUUUGCUCCUGAUUGUUGACAUUUUUAUGAAUUCCUUUACUGAGCUGUUGCGCUUUCAAAAUGUCAUAAUGCUGGUGCUCUUUGUGAUUCAGGACUUCUGUCUGGUUUUUGCAGUCAUCAUCAUCUUCUUGCUGUUCUUCUCAACAUUUAUAUUCCAAGCUGGCUUGAUUAGCAUCCUGGUUUCAAAAUUCAAGGUUGCCAUAUCCAUCACGUUUAUCUACUUCUCUUUGUGUGUGGCCCUCCAUGUGUGGACAAUGCAUUUGCGGUGGGGAGAUGUGAAGUUCUACAUCUGGGAUAACACUGGCUACCAGGUUUUGUUUGCCUUUCAGAGAAUAGCUGCAGUCUUCUAUUACUAUUUCUACAAAAGAACAGCAUUAAAACUGGGAGAACCACAUUUCUAUGAAGACUCUGAAUGGAUCCACAAAGAGUUUGAGAGAAGGAGAUAAUAGACUAAUGUCUCCUUUGCUAUGUAAAAACCUGCACAAGUCUCCACUGCUAAAACUCUGUGAAUGGGGAAAGCUCAGACCUUGACCAAAAAAUGUUCUGUCCCUCAAACACACUUUAUGGGGAGUUAUACUACAAGUUUGGGUUUCAUGAACAUGUUCACUCGCUCGACUGAGUUAGUUUGCAAAUAAAUCUUUGAAUAGUCAAAGAGGGAGAAACGAAUGUUGGUUGAAUGAAUUUGAUUUUUCAUGUCUGAAUUUGUAUGCAUGAACCAGUCUUGUUUAUUUCGUAUGCUGUCCAGGAGUAUGUUUAGGGCAAGAGAGUAGGGGGUUGGGGUUAAAAGAUUAAUAUGAAACGUAACGGUAUCUUGAAGUCUGAGUAAUAUUCUAUUUACAUACUUAUGUGUGCAGUGUACUUUGGGUAAAUAUGCAUGUUGAUGGUGGUAAGCUAUUGAGUUGUCUGCUGUCAGUCAGCCAAGUGUCUAGGAAUAUGCUUUAAUUUUUUUCAGGAUCUCAGAGAGGAUCUCAUCUGCUCUUGUCAGUUGUAUAGGACUUGCACAACAGAAAGUUGGGAAACAUGACAGUGACAGAUUGUGCAGUUAUAUAUGUGACAUAAUGACUUAUCCUGACAUGUGCACAUUGAAUUUUUUUUGUAUAGUUAUGAUCCUGCAUAUAUAAAAAAAGGAAGGCAAAAGUGAAGAGUAGUCCCCAAAAAACAGAGGAGAACAUACUCUGAGAUGACCUGAAUCUUGCAAAUAAAUACGCAGAAGAUUGAAAGUG